GCGCGGCCACCAAACAAGAGGAUUUUCCGAAGAAAAUGGAAAACGUUCAACACUCGGAAGAGCUGUUUGGGUCACUAAGCGAAGAAAACAACGCUAUUUCUGAGCUAGGCCUAAUCUCUGAUGCAGAAACGACUGCAAUAAAGAACGGCCCAUCAAGGCCCUCAUCACACGAUGAAAUUGCUACAAGCAGUGAUGUUCUUGCAAUUGAAAAUGCUGUUUCGAACGAACACAAAGCGGAAGACGCUUUAAGCGAUGCUGCGUUCCAUCAGGAUCGUGUGUCACAGUUUCCUUUGACACGAGUGAAACAAAUUAUGAAACUGGAUGCCGGCGUUGCGAUUUUCAGCCCGGAGGCCGUUUUUUUAGUAACAAAAGCAGCAGAAUUUUUUGUUCAAACGUUAGCGAAAGAAUCUAGCAGCUACACCAUGGAUUCUAAGAAGAAAACAGUGACUAAAGCAGACGUCGAGAGGGCAAUUGAUAACGUUGAAUCGCUGUUGUUCUUGGAUGAAAUGCUGAAAUGCUGAAGAAAGUGAAAAAAUGCAUCCUUAUCUGUAUGGAUACAGCAUUUUUUACAGUGCCCGGCGAAAAAAAGUUUAUCUGCAUCGCUAGCGAUCGAGCGCCUUCGUCCACCACUCUGCUAUCCCUGCCGCUCUCACAUCGCCGGCCACGCGAUCCAGCAUCUCAGACGGGACCUACCAGGUCUCCUCUGUUCCUCUGGGCCUAAGCAGACUUUAAACUCAAUAAAAACAA
Anopheles bellator is the source of this 747-nucleotide messenger RNA. RefSeq names its product DNA polymerase epsilon subunit 4 (gene PolE4). NCBI's taxonomy places the organism in Eukaryota, Metazoa, Arthropoda, Insecta, Diptera, Culicidae. Bases 36 to 521 code for a protein of 161 amino acids. The transcript is spliced from 3 exons. Gene Ontology annotation, molecular function: protein heterodimerization activity. Gene Ontology annotation, cellular component: nucleus; epsilon DNA polymerase complex. The record is from RefSeq and is a predicted model, not a curated record.